CGAAGGGGUCGGACUAACGCCGCGCGGCCCGAUCUCCAGUGUGCGUGAGUUUUUACGUAAGUUCGCCGGGAAAUUGGUGUGCUCGUUUUCGCCGCGUGGGAGUGUUGUUUUCCGUCGCCAGGAUUGAGGUUUCCUUACGUUUAUUACGUUACGGUGUCGAAUUAAAAGUAUCCGAUGAUCGUGACAGUCGAAUUGCAGGAUCGCUCAAGAUCGAAUGUUUGCCCGAUUCUAGUGUGACUGUAUUCGCCGCGUGGUUUUACGUUGCCAGGAUUGAGGUUUCCUUACGUUUAUUACGUUACGGUGUGGAAUUAAAAGUAUCCGAUGGAAUAUUUUGAAACCGACUGUAACAGUCGAAUUUGUCGAGAUCGAGUGCUCACCCGAUUCUAGUGUGGCCGUUUUCGCCGCGUGGAAGUGUUGUAGUUUUCCCGCUGUCAGAAUUGGAGUUUCCUUAAGUUUAUUACGUUACGGUGCGGAAUUAAAAGUAUCCGAUGGAAUAUUUUGAAAUCGAUCGUAACAGUCGAAUUUGUCAAGAUCGAGUGCUCACCCGAUUCUAGUGUGGCCGUUUUCGCCGCGUGGAAGUGUUAUUGUUUUCCCGCUGUCAGAAUUGGAGUUCCCUUACGUUUGUUACGUUACGGUGUGGAAUUAAAAGCAUCUGAUGAUCGUAAUAGUUGAAUCGCAAGAUAAGUCAAGAUCGAAUGUUUGCCCGAUUCUAAUGUGACCGUUUUCGGCGCGUGGGACUGGUGUUUUUCCGUUGCCAGGAUUGAGGUUUCCUUACGUUCAUUACGUUACGGUGUCGAAUUAAAAGUAUCCGAUGAUCGUAACAGUCGAAUUGUAGGAUCGCUCAAGAUCGAAUGUUUGCCCGAUUCUAGUGUGACUGUUUUUGCCGCGUGGAAGUGCUAUUGUUUUUUCGUUGCCAGGAUUGGAGUUUCCUCACGUUUGUUACGUUACGGUGUGGAAUUAAAAGCAUCCGAUGGAAUUGCACGAAACCGAUCAUAACAGUCGAAUUACAGAUCGAAUGUUUACCCGAUUCUAGUGUGACCGUUCUCGCCGCGUGGGAAUGUCAGUGGUUUCCCGUAAGCAAGAUUUACUUUUCCUUCCAUAUAUUACGUUACUUGGUUUACGUUACGUCACGUUCUAUUAGUAAAGGCAUCCGGUGUUAUUUUUCGACACUCAUCGUAACAGUUUUCAAAAUUGUCCCCCUGAGAUAAGUGUUGCGCCUCUCGUUACGUGAGAAUAUCCAUGCCUCCCGUGAGCGAGAUUUGGGUUUCCUUAAGUUUACUAAGUUGCCUUGCUUACGUCAAGCACCCACAACGUGAUUAACAUGUGCUACUAAAAAUAUCAAUGAAAAUCCCGUAGUUCAAAUAGAGCACUUCCCCCGGUGAAAAUAAUUAGUGUUUUAUGGGUUGAACUUCAAUUUCAACCCACGAAAAUCGGCUCCAGUUUAUGCUGAAAGUGGCUUUCGGGAGUGAUGUGAUGUGUGCCGCAACAAGUUAAAUCUUGUGGAGGAAAAGUUCGAUUUUCAUUGCGCGGGAUUGUGCCCGAUUUCAAUCGGGGGUUAAUUAUGAUGGACUGUCGGUUGUGACUUGGAUUACCCUCAUCCCUCAUGACAUCGGAAAUGCGGAGGAUUUUAUUUUGCCUAUGGAUACUUCUUCUGCUCUUCCUUGACGUUUGUCAUGGCUUGGAUCUUGUGCACUGCGGUUCACCGUUGGGGAUGGAGUCGGGAGAGAUCCGCGAUCAAGAUAUAAUGGCGAGCUCUUCCCACGAUGCUAGCAUGACAGGACCCCACCACGGCAGAUUGCGCCACGAAAAGUUAGGAGGGGCGUGGUGUCCGAAAAACGUCGUGACGAAAACCGCCCACGAGUACCUGGAGAUCAACUUGAACAGCCUGCACAUAAUCUCCGGGACUCGAACCCAGGGCCGCUACGCCAACGGGCAGGGCCAGGAAUACGCGGAGGAAUUCAUGAUCGAAUACUGGAGACCUGGCUUCACGUCGUGGGUCCGAUGGAAAAACAGGAACGGAAAACAUACGUUGGCGGCAAACGGAGACACUUACACCGUCAAAGAGCAGAAGGUCGACCCCAUCAUCGUCGCUUCCAAAGUCCGAAUCGUUCCAUAUAGUCAGUACAUGCGAACAGUCUGCAUGCGAGUUGAGCUUUUGGGUUGCCCCUGGACCGAGGGCGUAUUGAGCUACUCGAUGCCACAAGGUGCCUCAGCUAAAAAUCAAGGAUUGGACCUUUUGGAUGAAACAUAUGAUGGACUACAUGAGCAGAAUCUCCUGAUUCAAGGAUUGGGACAGCUCACUGAUGGAAUAUGGGGUCAUGACGACUUCAGAUCAGACGUGAAUGGAUACGGCAAAGGUUACGAGUGGGUUGGCUGGCGAAACGACUCCACUGGCAAUGCUGGGCGUCCUCUGGAGAUGGUCUUCGAAUUUGAUAGGAUGAGGAAUUUCUCUGCCAUGUACCUGCAUUCAAACAAUUUGUAUUCCAAAAACGUUCAGGUAUUUUCACGAGCCAAAGUUUACUUCAGCACGGGAGGGCAGCAAUUCUCGCUGGAACCGGUUCACUUCACCUACAUGACUGAUCACGUGAUAGAGCAAGCCCGCAACGUCACUAUCAAGCUCCACCAUAAAUGCGCCAAAUUCCUCAAAGUUCAACUCUACUUUGCGGACAAGUGGAUACUCAUCAGCGAAGUCUCAUUUGAAUCUGAGCCGGUUGAUGGAAUCGAGAGUGAACCUAAAGAGGAGGACAACAAGAUUAGCAAACAUAGCGAGUACCCUCUGCAAAGAGACCAAGUUCAUACGACACCCACCAGAGACUACCAUCUUCAGAAUUCAGACUUAGUCGGAGGAGUGCCGCCGCCGCCGGGCCCGGCCGGGAAGGACUCGGACUCGCAUCGGAUCGUCGGCUUCGUCAUCGGGACGCUGAUGAUCGUCAUUGUUGUCUUGUCCGCGGCCAUCGCCUACAUCGUCCUGCGCAACCGGCGCAUCAAGGCCGCCGGCAACCCCCUCUGCGCCCUCCCCGCCAGCUUCACGCCCGAGAAGAACAUCCCGCUCAACAUGAAGGAAUUGCAGAUGAGAGUGAGCGUCAACGCUAGUGGCCGCGUCUACGGGCAGGUCUCGUUGGAGGAUCCAGAAAAGGCCGAACUUUACCAUGAGCCCUUCGGGAACAUGUACUCGCAACCUGUUCUUCAAAGGCUCCCUCUUAGUCCUGAGUAUACAGAUUUACCUGGCUCAAGGCACCAAGACUACGCGCUGCCGCAAAUAAGUUCGUAUCAACAGAAUCACAAACCGCCCCCAUCUUUACAAACCUUACUCCCCAAACCACCCUCCGUGCCUCCGCCUAAUGAGCAGUUCUACGCAACUACUGAUAUAUGCCAGAAAAUGCCUAUAUCCCCCGGGUCAAUAUCAUCUCACUCGGGACACUCACUGAGAUCAUUAGUUACCGAGCCAAUCGCCAAAUUCCCCACGGAUUAUCUGAGGGUCCUAGAGAGGUUUGGUGGCGGUCAGUUUGGAGAGGUUCAUUUAUGUGAAGCCCUCUCUUUUCCCGAGUCUGUCCCAGACGAAUGUAGGAAGUGUAAACUAGUAGCAGUUAAGACUCUUAGAAAAGGCGCUUCCGACAUCUCUAGGACUGAAUUCAUCGAGGAGGUCAAACUACUAUGGCCCCUGAGGGAUUCUAAUUUAGUGAGAGUUCUAGGAGCUAGCCUGGAAGAUGAACCACUGUGCCUAGUUAUGGAGUAUACACAAUUUGGUGAUCUGUAUCAGUUUCUGCAGGAACACGUAGCUGACACAACGACACCAGUGCCUAGCAAUGCCAAAGUUCUGAGCUAUGGCUGUCUCAUAUACAUGGCAACUCAAAUAGCCUCAGGGAUGAAAUACCUAGAGAACGUUGACUUUGUCCACAGAGAUCUAGCAGCUCGAAACUGUCUCCUGGGUCCUAACUAUACGGUGAAAGUAUCGAAUUUCGGCAUGGCGAGGAACCUGUACUCCGCAGAUUACUGUGAUUUAGACGGUAAAACUGCAUUACCAAUCCGGUGGAUGGCCUGGGAGAGCAUACUUCUUGGGAAAUUUACCACCAAGAGUGACGUCUGGUCAUUCGCUGUAACCUUAUGGGAAGUUCUGACCUUUGCACGAGAGCAGCCUUUUGAGGAGCUGAGUGAUCAACAAGUGAUCGACAAUGUCACACAUUUUUACCAAAGAUCAAAGCAACUAGUCCUUCUUCCAAUGCCUAUCAACUGUCCAAAGGAGAUAUACGAUUUGAUGCGUGAAUGCUGGCAGUGUAAGGAUACCGACCGACCGACUUUCCGGGAGAUUCACCUGUUUCUCCAACGCAAAAACUUGGGAUAUAAACCUGAAAUGACUUAAAGUGCAUUUACUUAUAAAUAUACACAUUGUGUUACCACUCUUGGGUAGAGGAUCAUGGACAUCUUCUUGCCAUUGUAUGUAAGCCACUGAAAUGGCUCCUGCAAUCAUCACUUUCUUUCAUUGAGAUUCCAUGUCGCAACAUCAAAACAGCAACGGUUAAUUAAAUGCUCAGAUAUUUGUCAAAAAUAAAAUCAAUUCAGAUACGUGCAGCGAGAGAUUGUAAAUUCGGUUCUGUCUAAAUAUUAAAAAAGAAUAUUGAAGGAGACAUGAAGAUUUAUUGUUAAAUUUGAUUUUUUUGUCUUGUUUUGAUACAAACUUUGACGCGUUAUACGUUUUAUUAACGCUCAGGGUAUUUCCGGUAGGUAUAAUAUUUUUUCCGCUAAAAAACCUCUAGUGCUAUUUUUCCUUCAAAAACGUUAUAAACAUAUAUGACUGUGCUGGAUGGUGCGUCCAUAAUGAGCGCCAAGUAAUAAUGAUGUCAGCCUGGACAAAAUGUAUUCACUAACUGUAUUUGUUUUGAAUUCCGUCACCGCAACGCCAAUGGAAUCAUUUCAUCUUUUUCCUAAUUUUACUUCUAUGAAACUGGUGAAAUAAUUACCAUACUAGUGGCUUAAUUCAUUGGAAUUUAUACUGAUUAAUACUUCCACUAGAUGAAAAAUAAAUUGAGUAAAAAAAAAAUAAGUGAAGGCACGGUACAUUUUUUUCAUUUAAAACAAUGAAGUCAAUUUUGUGCUUCAUUGAGAUAAAUGAAGGUUUUAUUAAUGGCGGAAUCCCAGUCUUAACGCCAUUACUAUGGCUGAAUCGUAGUAUGGACUUGAAUCACCAAUCGAUUGUUAAUGACAAGGAAUUUGAGCAAAAAAAUGUUCGACAUGGUGCAUAAAAUACAUAAUCAAUACUUAAGUAUACUCUGGUUGCGAUUUGUUGCAUAAAGAUGGACACUAGGAGUUUGAGUCAAGUGGUCUGUAUUAUUGCUUUCUGUGAUGUUAUUUAGUUUUUAAGCUAGGAAUCAAUUAUUAUGAUUGUAAAGUACAUCUUGUAAUUACUUUAA
Messenger RNA from Bemisia tabaci, 5408 nucleotides. RefSeq names its product discoidin domain-containing receptor 2. Gene Ontology annotation, biological process: multicellular organism development; cell surface receptor protein tyrosine kinase signaling pathway; positive regulation of neuron projection development. The record is from RefSeq and is a predicted model, not a curated record. Lineage: Eukaryota; Metazoa; Arthropoda; Insecta; Hemiptera; Aleyrodidae. Gene Ontology annotation, molecular function: ATP binding; collagen binding; protein tyrosine kinase collagen receptor activity. Gene Ontology annotation, cellular component: signaling receptor complex; plasma membrane.